AUGAGUCCCUCAACACCAACACCAACACCAGCAGAAUACCCUCCACCUCCCGACUUGGAUUCCAGCGAUGUCACAUAUCUAAGCUCAGAAAUGGCAGCACCCGCGGUUUCAACGCCUGAAGACCUCAAAUGCACUAAGUACGAACUCGAUCAUCGAGGAUGGCGUCGAAUUCUUGUCAAUUUUACGCCUUCGUGGUUUACUGUAACCAUGGGUACAGGCAUCACCUCAAUCCUACUGCAUAAUCUGCCCUACGAUGGCCAAUGGCUGUUUUACAUAUCAGUUGUAAUAUUCUGUUUGAACAUUGCUAUAUUUGUGCUCUUUAGCUGUAUUUCUAUUGUUAGAUAUACUGUUCUAAGAGGGUCGUGGUCUUCAACGCUCCGGCAUCCCGCACAAGCUGUUUUUCUGGGAGCAAUUCCAGUUGGUCUCGCUACGAUUAUAAACAUGAUCGUCUUCGUCUGUGUGCCAGCUUGGGGUGAGAGGGCUGUCCACCUUGCAUGGGCAUUGUGGUGGGUAGAUAUCGUCAUGGCCAUAGCCUGUAACCUCUAUAUCCCACAUUGUAUCAUGCGCACAGAAGGUAUUACGCUCGAUCAAGUGAACCCGUCAUGGCUUUUCCCCGUCAUUGCCGACAUUGUCGCAUCCGGCUCUGGAGCCAUAGUCGCCAAUGUCCUCCCAAACGAUCAACACGCCAUCUGGACUGUCAUCACCAGUUAUGUCCUCUGGGGAACCAGCGUACCCAUGGCGAUCCUUAUACUCGCCAUGUAUUACAACCGUCUCAUGAUUCACGACUGCCUUCCUAGCCAAGUCGCCGUGACCUCUUUCAUCGCCAUCGGUCCCCUCGGCCAAGGAGCAGCAGCAAUUCAACUCCUCGGCAGCGUCGCCCUCAAAGCAUUUUCCCGCAACAACUUCAUCCCUAUGGCUCCCAUAGCAGGCCAGUUCUUCUAUCUCACCGGGAUUCUCACGGCUCUCAUAAUGUGGGGAUUCGCUCUCGUGUGGCUGUCCUUUGCUCUCGCCACUAUCGCUAGACGCGAACUGACGUUCAACCUAACAUGGUGGGCGUUUACUUUCCCCCUUGGGGUCUUUACAGUUGCGACGACAACCUUGGCUAAGGAGCUUCCUUCGCGGUUCUUCAAGGUGCUGGGCACUAUCUUCUCUGUUGCCGAGACUUUGCUAUGGAUCAUGGUGGCUUGUGGAACGAUUAAGGCAAGUUUGAAUGGCGACCUCUUCAAACCACCACAGCUUGAGGUUUGGGAGAAGAAAAUGAGAGAGGUGGAGGAAGAUGAAAGACUCAAAGACUCUCAUGUUUGA
This is a messenger RNA of Fusarium sp. VM40, 1305 nucleotides long. Lineage: Eukaryota; Fungi; Ascomycota; Sordariomycetes; Hypocreales; Nectriaceae. The record is from the annotation of a GenBank genome assembly.